This is a messenger RNA of Brassica napus (rape), 1495 nucleotides long. RefSeq lists its product as uncharacterized. The transcript is spliced from 2 exons. NCBI's taxonomy places the organism in Eukaryota, Viridiplantae, Streptophyta, Magnoliopsida, Brassicales, Brassicaceae. The coding region runs from base 312 to 1283 and encodes 323 amino acids. Gene Ontology annotation, molecular function: phosphatidic acid binding. The record is from RefSeq and is a predicted model, not a curated record.
UAUAUUAGAAUUUUUUUUUAAAAUAUAUAUAAAAUAUAGAAAUUUAUAUUAAAAAAUGAAAUCUAUAGUAGUAGCGUGAAAUAGUAAAAGUUGUUUGUAACAAAGAUUCAAAUUUACGGUCUGACCGGGUUUGCAACUUGAUUUAAUUUUUGAUACAAUAAACGAUACGUUGACUUAGUCAACAAAGGUAGAAAGCCACGUGGCAGCAUUGACUUUUCCGCAUAAUGGUGGCCAAGUAAACAGACAAAACACAAACUGAGCAACAUUGUAAUAGUCAGAGAGGAGGAGAAGAAGAAGGAGACGCUUAAACGAUGCCGUACUACACCAAAGACGACGAUGAAGUUGAUGAAUUCAACGACUACGAUCCGACGCCGUAUAGCGGAGGCUAUGACAUCACCGUGACGUACGGUCGCUCAGUCCCGCCGUCGGACGAGACUUGUUACCCUCUCUCCUCUCGCUCCGGCGACGCCUUCGAAUAUCAGCGGCCCGUGUUUUCUUCUAGCCAUGAGCCUGCUGCUUAUGGCGACCAGGCUCUCAACACCGAGUACAGUAGCUAUGCCCGACCCAAAACCCGACCCGGAGGUCACGGAGGCGUUCACGUUGAAGGUGAGUACGGUGGAAGGAAACCUGAUUCCGGAUAUGGCGGAAGAACGGAGGUUGAGUAUGGCCGUACACCACCUGAGUUGGAGCACAGCCACACAAAAUAUAGUGGGAAGGACCCUGGUGAUGAGAAGAACAUGAAGAAGGAUAAGAAAAAGGAUGGUAAUGUCUCUGACGAUGAUGAGAAGAAGAAAAAGAAGAAGGAGAAGGACCAAUACAAGCACCACAACGACCAUCAUGAUGAUGGUUAUGAUGAGGAAAAGAAGAAGAAGAAGGAGAAGGACCAUCAUCAUGAUGAUGAAAAGAAGAAGAAAAAGGACUAUCAUGAUGAUGGUUAUGAUGAGAAAAAGAAGAAGGACAAGGACCAUCAUCAUGAUGAUGAUGAGAAGAAAAAGAAGAAGAAGGACAAGGACCAACAUGAUGAUUAUGAUGAGAAGAAGAAGAAGAAAAAGGACUAUGAUGAUGAUGAUGAAAAGAAGAAGAAGAAGGAGAAGGACCAACAUGAUGAUUAUGAUGAGAAGAAGAAGAAGAAAAUGGACUAUGAUGAUGAUGAUGAAAAGAAGAAGAAGAAGAAGAAAGACGAUCAUGAUGAGAAAAAGAAGAAGAAGGAGAAGGACCAUCACGAUAGUGAUGAUGAGAAGAAGAACAAGAAGAAGGAUAAACACCACAAGGGCCAUGACUAAAACCCUUCUUUGUAAGGGAUUGCAUCUCUCAAGCUUCUAUUCACUAAUUAAGUAAGUAACCCACUCACCCUUUUCUCUAGGUUUUUGUUUUGUUGUUUUGUUUUUAUUUCUGGUUCCCAUUUGUGCUAUCUUCUACGAGACUUGAACGAGUCAUGAAACUCUAUGCAUUAUAAGUUUCCUAGUGAUGUGUUUUGGUUUAACCAAUCCGGCUA